Molecule: messenger RNA, 1147 nt
Organism: Aedes aegypti (yellow fever mosquito)
Lineage: Eukaryota; Metazoa; Arthropoda; Insecta; Diptera; Culicidae
Exons: 2
Coding region: 58-1086 (342 amino acids)
Source: RefSeq, a predicted model, not a curated record
GACGUUCCGGCCUACUGGCAACAACCCAGAAAACGUGUGAAAGAUGACUUAUACAAAAUGGUCAAAGACGUUGACUAUGGCAAAAAAAUCAAGCGAUAUUACGACACAAACAUCAACAAGAGCCGAACCGAUUUUUUAAACCUUCUGGAGACGAUAAAGCAGGACGGAAACAAUGCAGCGGUUUUUGGAUCGCAUUGUGAUAAUGUUAAUUUCACCUGCAUCCAAUGCUGCGAAAAUGAUUAUCCAGAUGAGAUUUUUUUGAACAAAUCAAUUCUUCUCCAAAACAACUUUAACCCUGCGUUAGAAGGAAAAUCCUUAGACGUGCUGAUUUCAAUUGGCAAAACGCUUCCCUUAAAAUUAAACCCAAAUGAGAUAUCGUUGGUUGAAAAGUUGACCAGGAAACAGCACGAAUCUAAGCUUUGGCAUUGGGCACGUACCGGAAGAAUAACCGCCUCGGUUUUGAAAGAAGUGGUGUAUUCUUCAAAUCAAGUCCCUCCGCCAAAAAGAUCUCUACUGAAGCGUAUUUGCCACCCAUACAAGGAAAAAGCCAUAAACACUCCUGCUGUAGCCUAUGGCAAACAAUACGAGUCAGUAGCGAAACGAGAUCUAGAGCGUAUCCUAAAUCAAACACACCAAGAUGCAAAAUUCGUUGAGAGCGGAAUCGUUAUUGAUGAAAAAUAUCCCUUUAUGGCUGCAUCUCCGGACUAUAUGGUGCAAUGUUCGUGCUGCGGUACUGCUUCCGUAGAGAUCAAAUGCCCAUAUCGCCUUAGUGAAAAAAGUCCCUUGAAUUUGCAACUCAGUUUGCGCGAACUUGCAAAUUCGAGAGACCCUUUUAUUAAGUUUGACGGGGAAAAAUUCAGCAUGGUAGAAAGCCAUAAGUAUUAUUUUCAGGUUCAAGCACAGAUUUUCAUCACCCGAGCAAAGUAUGGAAUAUUUAUGGUAUGGAGCCGAAAGGAGAAGUUGAUAAUAAGCGUACCUAGAGAUGAAGUUUCUUGGGGCAAUUGGUUGGCCAGGAGUAAGUUGUAUUUUGAAAAUAUACUGAUUCCCGAAUUGCUUGCCAAACAUUUUACUUCAAAUAUUAACUAAGGAUGUAAUCUUGUUAAUCGUAUUUUAUUUUUUUAUUAUUAAAGAUUUUUAUAAAACCUAA